Molecule: messenger RNA, 3693 nt
Organism: Fomitiporia mediterranea MF3/22
Lineage: Eukaryota; Fungi; Basidiomycota; Agaricomycetes; Hymenochaetales; Hymenochaetaceae
Product: WD40 repeat-like protein
Exons: 3
Coding region: 1-3693 (1230 amino acids)
Molecular function (GO): protein binding
Source: RefSeq, a predicted model, not a curated record
AUGAAUGCAUUCAAUCGCAAUACAUGUCUUGAGGAUACUCGGGUCGAAGUGCUGAAUGAAAUUAUGGAUUGGCUAUUAUCGGACACUUCUCAGAACAUCUUGUGGCUUCACGGCGUUGCCGGAUCUGGCAAAAGCACUAUUGCUACAACCGUUGCAGAAUAUUGCCGAGAUAUAUCACGGCUUGGCGCCUUCAUUUUCUUCAGGCGAGCCGACGGAACCGAAGGCCAACUUGUUUCAUUAUUCCGAACAAUUGCAUUCCGGCUGGUGAAGUUUGAUUCGUGUAUUGCAACACGCGUCAAAGCCGCUGUCAAGAAGAAUGAUCAUAUCACUGAGGCUGUUGCUGGAGUGCAGUUCAAGAGGCUUCUUUUGGAGCCGCUCACUGCAGCACGAGACGAGAUACGAGGCCCGGUUGUGAUUGUCCUCGAUGCCUUGGACGAAUGUGGUACGCCCGAGGCUCGACGGCACUUGAUGUUGCUCCUCAGACGGGAGUUUGGGAAGCUGCCUCCUAAUUUCCGAUUCCUCAUUACAAGCAGACCCGAGGCUGACAUCAAUGGAGCAUUAUCACCAAAUGCAAAUAAUUCUGUACACGAACUUGCUUUAGACUCGGGUUCUGAAAACAGUCAACGAGAUGUUCUGCGCUAUAUUGAUCACGAGAUAAGCAUCAUUUUCGAGGAUGCAGGGCUCGAGAUGCCGGAUGCCUGGAGUAUGUAUAGGAAGCGACUGGCAGACGGUUCACAGGGUCUAUUCAUUUGGGCGUCGACAGCAAUUAAGCUAAUUAAGGAUAACCCUAGCCCAUUCGAAGGACUUGAGGGUAUUGUUGGGAAGUCGCAUCUGCUAAGUGGUCUAGAACAGCUGUACGAGUCCGUCCUUAGGAGCUCUGGAGUCAUUUCGGAUCACUACCCUUCAUCUAUUACCCGUUUCUCUCAAAUCCUUGGUCUCAUCCUAUUGAGCAAUACACCAUUGUCAGACAUCACAAUCGAUGCAAUCCUAAGGUUAUCACCUACUAAUUCAUCACGCUUAAUCCUUUCGAAGUUGCGGAGUGUAAUCGCAUUCAUCCCUGGACAACCUGUUCAUCUCUUCCAUACAUCGUUCGCAGACUAUCUCUUGUCGACCCCGUGCCCCAAAUCUUGCUGUAUUCAUCAGACACCCUCUGAGUGUCUAUCCGGUCCGUGGUUUAUCGAUAAAUUGUCCCAGCAAACGCACAUCGCCACGCGAUGCUUUAUUGUCAUGAAGGACAUGCUUCAUUUUAACAUGUGCAAUCUUGAAUCGUCCUUCACGUACAAUAAGGAUGUCGUUGGGUUCAAGGGACGUGUCAUUGACAAGAUUCCUCUGCAUUUGCAAUACGCAUGCAAAUUCUGGGCUCUGCACCUUACCGAGUCACAAUACUCUUGUAAAUUAUCAGAUGAACUAACGGAGUUCGCUCAAAAGCGGCUGCUGUACUGGUUCGAGGCGGUUGGCUUGCUAGGUCAAGCUGGUAGAAUCGCGAGUCGAGCACUCCUAGAUGCCGCUUUGUGGUCGGAGAUACAUAAUUCAGGCAUUUCUUCAUUUCUAAAGGAUGCUAGCAGACUCACUUCCACAUUUUCCAUGUCCAUGACCGAAUGCACCCCGCAUAUAUACGUCUCCAUGCUCCCGCUCAUGAAGGGAGAAUCGCAGGUCGCCGCCCAUUAUUCAAAGCAGACAUCUCGGAUGGUAGAGGUGCAUCGAAUAGGUACAAAACGGCCACCGCUGUGGUUGAAAGUAUUGGAGGGGCAUUCGGACAUUGUUUGGUCUGUUGCUGUCUCACCUGACGGGAAGCAUGUCGUUUCGGGAUCCAACGACGGGACAGUCAGAAUCUGGGAUAUUGAGAGUGGUGAGACAGCAUACCAUCUUUUCAAGGAGAAUCGAGCCGCCGUUACUGGUGUCGCAUUCUCGACAGAUGGCCGUUGCAUUGUUUCCGGAUGCUUGGACGCAACAGUCAGCGUUUGGGACAUCGAGUUGGGCAAGGUGGUCUCUGGGCCGUUUGAAGGCCAUACUGGUGGUGUAUGGGCCGUUGCAUUUUCACCUACGGGAACACAAGUUGCUUCGGGCUCACAAGACACAACUAUUAGAGUCUGGGGCAUUGAGAACAGGCCUACAGUCAAAGUACUCAAAGGACAUACGAAAGUCGUCCGUUCUGUCGUGUUCUCGCCUGAUGGGAAACGAAUCGUUUCGGGUUCAUGGGAUAUGACACUUCGAGUCUGGGACACGGAAACAGGGCAAACUAUUAGCGAGCCUUUUGUAGGACAUACCGACAAAAUCUACACUGUGGCAAUCUCGCCCGACGCUAGGCAUAUCGUUUCUGGCUCUAAUGAUCGUUCGUUGAGAAUUUGGGACAUGGAGAGCAAGGGUGCCGUCGGAGACCCGCUUUAUCAUUCAGGUAGUGUCAUGUCUAUUGCAUUUUCGCCUGAUGGGAAGCGUAUCCUGUCAGGCUGUGCAGAUGACUCAAUUGUUGUCUGGGACAUGGACGACGGUGAAGUUGUUUCCGGCCCCUUUGCUGGUCACGGAGACAGUGUUCGCUCUGUUGCAUUUACCCCUGAUGGAUUGCGCUUUAUCUCAGGAUCAUUGGAUCAUACUGUCAGAGUUUGGAACGCGUCGAUUGGCAAAAUUGGCGUUGACUCUUCUACCAGACACACAGGCGUCGUCUUUUCUGUCAUUUUCUCCCCGAAUGGUAGGUACAUAGCGUCAGGCUCUCGAGAUAAAACUAUUCGACUCUGGGACGUCAGUACUGGAGAACAAGCUACUACACCGUUUGAGGGACAUACACAUGAUGUCAAUUCCGUAGCGUUUUCACCUGACAGUCAACGACUUGUCUCUGGUUCGGCUGACAGGACUGUUAUUGUCUGGGAUGUAGAGAGAGGUGAGAUGGCAUUUAAGCCACUCAAAGGGCACACGGAUACGGUUAUUUCAGUCGCCUACUCUCCUGAUGGCGUACGUAUUGUCUCAGGUUCAUUUGACAGAACCAUUAUUAUUUGGGACGCCGACAAUGGACACUUGACUAUUCAAUCCGAACAAGUCCACAAAACCAAUAUCCGCACUGUUGCCUUCUCACCAAAUGGCACUCUUAUAGCAUCGGCAUCUGUCGACAACGACGUUAUUCUCUGGAACGCCGAAAACGUGCGGAGUGGACAGAUUGUCUGUGGACCCUUGAAGGGGCAUGUUAAUACUGUAAUGUCUAUUGCAUUUUCACCCGACGGGAGAUACGUUGUUUCCGGGUCGUACGAUCGGACACUCAUAAUUCGGGACGCAAGCAAUGGGAAUGUUAUUUCUAGGCCAUACGAAGGACACUCUAGUAGCAUUACCGGCGUUGCCUUCUCACCGGACAGUUCUCGUAUCGUUUCCUGCUCGUUCGAUGGAACAAUUCGAAUUUGGGUAGUACCAGACAAGGGAGGCACCAUUUCCUCGCCGAUCGAAGGAGCACUGUCAGACGCUGCGGUCGCCUCAUCCUUCUCCACAGAAGGUGCCAACGAGAGCUUCGCCACCUGGACUUUAGCUGAUAAUGGAUGGGUACUUGGAUCACGAGGUGAACUGCUCCUGUGGCUUCCUCCUGACAUUCGCCCAACGCUGUGGCGGCCUCUGAACACGGCCGUUCUAAGCUGUGAAUUUUCUACAAUGUUGGGUAUCAGAAAUGCUGCAUAUGAUCAGCAUUGGCAGGAAUGUUUCAAGCCUGCUGCAUGA